AUGCAACCAUUUUGGGAGUGUGCCACUGCGGGUGAAAAUUCACUCGGUGAGCUGGAUGUCAGGAAUUUCCGACCGGAAGAAUUGUCGGUGAAGAUGCAGGAUGGGAGACUGCUUGUUGAAGGACAUCACGAGGAGCGAAAUGAUCGGCAUGGUUCUGUGGAACAACACUUUAUUCGGAAAUACACCAUGCCAAAGAACGUACUGCAAGACAGUUUGGAAUCGCAUUUGUCCGAUCAAGGAAUCCUCCGAAUCACUGCCAAGAAGAAAGCUGUCGAGAAUUCGCAAUUUAAAAAUAUUCCAAUCCAAUUCAAAAGUGACAAACAAUAA
Loa loa (African eye worm) is the source of this 327-nucleotide messenger RNA. Its product is annotated as small heat shock protein. Bases 1 to 327 code for a protein of 108 amino acids. The transcript has 2 exons. Gene Ontology annotation, molecular function: protein folding chaperone. Gene Ontology annotation, biological process: response to heat; protein refolding. The record is from RefSeq and is a predicted model, not a curated record. Lineage: Eukaryota; Metazoa; Nematoda; Chromadorea; Rhabditida; Onchocercidae.